ACAGAACCCGAAGGGCAGUCCGUCGGAGAGUUCGAGUGAGGUCCGGACAAAGGAAAAUACUUUUCCACUUUUCCUGCUGCUGCUGUUUCCUGUCAAAAAUACAGAAUUGGAAAAUGUGAUGUGCUCGCGUUAAUUGUCGAGGAUAAAUCAAUUCCGCCGUUAACUAGAUUACGGACGCGUAUCUUCACGUGAGCAACGGAAUCGAGUGGGCCAAGUUGGGGGGAAAAGCCGUGGAAAAACCCCCUUCGCGAACCAGUUCGUGGCAGUGUGUGUGCGAGUUUGUUCGAGUGUGUGUGUGUGGCUUUUCGCCUUACUUAUUUUUUUUUCAUGCGCAAUUUGGGUUACAAAGCGAGAAAAACGCUGCUUAAAAUGCAUUAAAAUGUUUUAGGCACGGGCCUCAUUGAUUUUCCUACGCACAAAAGUAUGUUACACCAAGUGCCAGCCGGAAAAAGGAACAGGAACAGGAUCAGGAUCAAAGGCAGCCGCCGCCCAGCGAUGAGGACCCGGACGCGAGGAAGCUGCUUCUAGGACCAGGCAGGGAUCAGCCCGAACGGACAUCGAUCCGGAUCCGGACCCGGAUAGGACACUCAUCUCGCGCAGAAAAUACCACUACGAGGAGCACCCUGGCGCCGGUACUGCCCAGCAGCGGCAUGGCCGGCAUGGGCGGAAUGGGCGGACUCGUCGGCUCCGCCAAUGCCAACGGCAAACACCAUCCCCACCUCAUCUCGCCCACCCACUCCUCUCUGCCGGCCGGCAUCUGCAGCAGCGACAGCGGCAUCUCCACGCUGAGCGCCAUCUCGCCUCCGCUCUCCGCCGCCACCACCACGGCGUCCGGAGCAGGGGGCGGGGUUGGAGUGGGAGUAGGAGUGGCAGUGGGCGUGGGCGUGGGCGGCAGUCCCCAGCUGCGCACGUCGCCCGCCUUGAGCAUGCUGGGCAGCGCCACGGCGACGGCCAGCGGCGGAGUCCUCGGACCGGCGGCCAGCAUCGAUUUGGGCAGCUCACCGCUCUCGCACCGCAACUACAGCCACUCGCUGAAGGGCUUCAGCUUCCGGCGCAGCUUCGACGACAAGGUCGUCACGCCGCCCUACUUGUCGCGCGCCUACGCCCACGGCAUUCCCUACCCGCACUUCCACGCCCCUCCGCCCAGCCUGCACCUGCACCACCAUGGCAACGGCACUGCAGCGGGAUCGGGAUCGGCGUCGGUAUCGGUAUCGGGAUCGGUAUCGGGAUCGGGAUCGGGGCCUGGCGUGGGAUCCGGGGGAGGAGGACUCUACCAGCAGCCGCUGUCGCUGGCCACGAUGUCGGCGGCCCUGCCGCUGGCGCCGCUCUACGGGUCGCCGCUGUCCCUGCCGCUCACCUCGUCGCAGUCCACCACCAAGCUAUCGUACCGCGACGACUUCCUGCAGCAGAUUGGCUACCUGCCAACCACGCGCAUCUACAGCACCCCGACCAGCAUCGUCGACGAGGACAAGGCGCAGCAGGACUUCCUCUCGCUGUCGCUCUCGCCGCCGCUCAACCGCCGCCGGGACAUGCCGGCGCUGCGCGGUCCCUUCGUCAGCCUAUCGGAGCCCCGCGGAACGCUGAGCACCACUGACGAAAUCUACCCGGACUCGUCCGACAGCAGCCUCUACGUUUCGGACGAGGAGCAGGAGGACGCCUCUCAGUACUGUCGCGGUGGCUACCACCCGGUGGUCAUCGGGGACAUCUUCGACAAUCGGUUUCGCGUGGUGCGCAAACUGGGCUGGGGCCACUUCUCCACGGUUUGGCUCUGCCGGGAUCUCAAAGACGAGAAGUACGUGGCCCUCAAGGUGGUGAAGAGUGCUCCGCACUACAUCGAGACCGCGGCGGAUGAGAUCAGGCUGCUGGAGGCCAUCCGCGAUGCCGAUCCCAUGGACGUCAAGCGGGAGCGGAUCGUGCGGCUGAUGAACCACUUCACGGUGCGCGGCGUGAACGGGAUGCACACGUGCCUGGUCUUCGAGGCACUCGGCUGCAGCCUGUACAAGCUGAUCGUGAAGAACAACUACCAGGGGCUGGCCAUCGCCCAGGUGCGCAACAUCAUCCGCCAGGUGCUGGAGGGACUGGACUACCUGCACAGCAAGUGCAGCAUCAUCCACACGGACAUCAAGCCGGAGAACAUCCUGCUGGUGAUCGACAACGCGGCCGCAAUGAACCAGCAGAUCGACGACGAGAUCAACAGUCUGCGGGUGAAGGGUGCCGACUUCCCCGACUCGUACAUCAGCUCCAUCGAGAAGCAGACCAAGUCGCGGGCCAAGUGGCCACUGAUUGAGCCGAAUGGGUCGGUCAACACCAACACCAACAACACCACAAACACCAGCAACAGCAACAGCACGGCGAACAACUCCAGCUCGUCGACGCCGCUCGCAGCCGUGAUCAUGUCCUCGCUGGACAAAGAAGACACCACCACCACCUCGUCCACGCUCAACUCCAACACCACCUCCUCGUUGGCCUCCAAGUACUCCAGUCUGCUGGGGGACAGCGAGUGCAACGGAGGCCUCGGCGGAUCGGCGAGUCUGAGCAACCGCUAUCGAGCCGAGAAGAAAAUCACUGCCAAGUCUUCUGGGGAUUGUGAGGAAGGUGCCGAGUCCGACACGCUGGGCGAGCAGAGCAUGGCCACCGACACGCCCACCGAUCCCGAGCCCGAGCCCGAGCCUGGGUCCGAAACCGAGCCCAAAACCGAGCCCAAAACCGAGACCGAAACCGAAACUGAAACCGAAACCGAACCCGAGGCCAAUCCUAGCGAGGUCAAGGUCCCUGAGCUGCCCACCCCGAACUCCACCAACACCUCCUGUCCCUCCCACAACACCCACAACACCCACACGAUAGCCAAGUCCAAGAUCAACUCGAGCACGUGCACGUCCUUGCCCAACGAAUACAGUCUUACCAACACGAACACGAACACGAACACCUGUAGCGAUACAGCCUUCACUUCCGCCCCUCCAAGUGCCACACUCUCCAUCGCCAUCGCCACAGCCUCUGCCACGCCCCACAGCACGUGCACGCCCUCGUUUACGCAUACAGCGCCCACUGCAACAGCUCCAAAAGCUCCAACUACCAGUACAACUUGUACAGCAACAGCAACCGCAAUCACUGAGCUCCUUAAUGGCGAUCAUACAACAACAAGCACAUCGACAAUCUCCGCGACAACAACAACAACAACAACAACAACAACGACACCAGCCAUCGCUAAACUAAAUGUCAAUGCCAAUGCCAUUCCUUCGCAGAACCAGAGUCAGAGUAGCCAGAACAACACAUACACGAUCCAGUCGCUCAUCAACAACAGCAACGUCCGCGUGAAGAUCGCCGACUUGGGCAACGCCUGCUACGACUAUCAUCACUUCACCGAGGACAUCCAGACGCGUCAGUACCGAUCGAUCGAGGUGCUGCUGGGUGCGCCGUACAACUAUACCGCCGACAUUUGGAGCACCGCCUGCCUGGCCUUCGAGCUGGCCACGGGCGACUACCUGUUCGACCCGCACGCCGGCGAGUCGUACAGUCGGGACGAGGACCACCUGGCGCACAUCGUCGAGCUGCUGGGCUCCAUUCCGCAGUCGGUGAUCCUGCGGGGCAAGCACGGCCUGAAGUACUUCACCAGCUAUGGCAGCCUGAGGAACAUCACCAAGCUGAAGCCCUGGAGUCUGAAGAACGUGCUGGUGGAGAAGUAUGACUGGGAUCCGGUGGAGGCCAAGAAGUUCUCCGACUUCCUGCUGCCCAUGCUGGAGUACAAUCCAGUCAUACGCGCAUCGGCAGCCGAGUGCCUGCAGCAUCCGUGGCUGGAGCAGGAGGAGUUCGUCUAGGAGUUCGUCUAAGGUUCGUCUAGAUGCUCAAGAAUUCGCGCAGAAGAAGCUGCAAGCAGAAGACAACUGACACACGGGCACACUUAAGUAAUACAUGCAUAACAUACGUACAUAUUUCGUACUCGUAUUGUAUUUCUAGGCUUAACUUUUAUAUGCAAACCACUUUGUUAUAAAGAGGAAUAAUAUAUAUGUACGAUAGCAAGGAGAUCCGAUGAAGGAAAGUUAGCAUUAUAGGACUCGAUACACACACACCUUAUACACACACACAACAUGUGAAGAGGCCGUUACGCGGGGAAUUUUUUAAGCUUUUUAAUUUUUGUACUUGAGAGCUUUAAAAUGUAAUUACUAAAGAAGCGAUUUUAUUUUUAACGACGAUAGCAAACACGAGAAGUUGCGCAUAAUGUUUUUCAAGUUUUUAUUUCGACAACGUGCAUAUAAGCAUAUACAUACAUACAUACAUAUAUAUAUUUUUUAUUAAAUGAGAAACAAGUGAAACAAAAACAAAAAACAAAAGACAAUGACGACAAUUUUGAAGUCAACAGAUGCCUAAACUGACUGACUGAAAAGGAAAACAUUUUCAUGCGAAACCAAAAAUAAAACCAAACAAAUGAGACAUGCUAAAUAAAUUAUACGAACUAGAAAAAUAUUCAGCAUCACAUAAUUAAUGAUACCUUCUAUAAAAUUAAUACAAUAAUAUGGUAUGUGUAUAAUUAACGAAGCCCAAUUGUAGAUAUCGGUAAUGUUUAACAGAAAUACAGAUGAAAAUUCAAA
Messenger RNA from Drosophila elegans, 4586 nucleotides. RefSeq names its product SRSF protein kinase 3 (gene Srpk79D). Gene Ontology annotation, biological process: protein phosphorylation; spliceosomal complex assembly; regulation of mRNA processing. The coding region runs from base 651 to 3815 and encodes 1054 amino acids. The record is from RefSeq and is a predicted model, not a curated record. The transcript is spliced from 8 exons. Gene Ontology annotation, molecular function: ATP binding; protein kinase activity. Lineage: Eukaryota; Metazoa; Arthropoda; Insecta; Diptera; Drosophilidae.